AUGGCACAGGGACAUAUGAAAAAGGUGAAGGCAUCAGCGCCGAAACUCACACAGCGCAAGCAAAGCGGAAGCCGAGUCAUUAAACCGAAGAAGGCCGCGUUGCAGAAACAGCAGCAGAUGAAGAAGAAGCAUACAGCGGGAUUAACGGCACUCACGGAGAAGUCACUUGCCAGCAAAGCCGGUCACCUGGAAAUGCUGCGGGGUGGCAAGAAGGACAGGCAGGCGGAGAAGGCGACCAUGAACCAAGUGAAGAAGCCGAAGUGA
This is a messenger RNA of Baudoinia panamericana UAMH 10762, 264 nucleotides long. RefSeq lists its product as uncharacterized. The coding region runs from base 1 to 264 and encodes 87 amino acids. The transcript has 2 exons. The record is from RefSeq and is a predicted model, not a curated record. Lineage: Eukaryota; Fungi; Ascomycota; Dothideomycetes; Mycosphaerellales; Teratosphaeriaceae.